GAUUCCAAAAAGAGAUAUCGACUUGAUGACAGAGAAAUGGGUAGUUGAUGCCGCUGUGGAGGUUCUGCUACGGUUUCCUCUGUUGCCGGGAGAGGAUCCAAGUGCCCGCUGUGUCCCGAUUAAGAAAUGUCGGCCUUCAGUGGUCCAGCCUCACAGAGCUUCACAAAGACCUGGAGUCCAAGAGGAGAGAAAACUGAACAGUCAAUUCCCAAGGAAGAAUGACCAGAAGCCCAAGGACAUGAGGCAGAUAAAAGGUCACAACAUUCACAAUCCACCCCAAAGACCCCCUACGGCCCAGAAUGUGAAGCCACUACAGAGGGAACCAGUGGGGCAGAAGACUCCCUUCUCAGGAGAGAAGGGUACCAAGGUGAAAUGCAGGAACUGUGGAGCCUUUGGACACUUGGCCAUCAGCAAGUGGUGCCCCAUGAAGUCCUGGGGUGGGGCCCUUGCUCCCCAGCCUUCGGGCUCCAAUAAGAAGGAGAAUCUGAAACCCAAGAACCCCCAGGACCUCCAGACUCCAGGGUCCGUCAACACGGCUGCCAGAGAGAAGGAACCAGAACUGAGGCAAGAGGAACGGCAGAGAAAUCCUCUACCACAGACGUGUCCCGGGAGACGCCAAGAGAAGAGGAAGAGACCCUGGAAGGAAUCCGUGGAAUCGUGUGCCUUUGUGAGGCAUCCCACCCAGCCAAUGCCUGUCCAAACGUCCAGGAGGAGAUCUGUCCUGGGCCCCGUUCUCACAGGUCAGCCACCAGUCAAGAACCCUAAUAGGAGAUGA
Messenger RNA from Balaenoptera acutorostrata (minke whale), 775 nucleotides. RefSeq names its product protein FAM90A27P-like. The transcript has 6 exons. The record is from RefSeq and is a predicted model, not a curated record. Bases 26 to 775 code for a protein of 249 amino acids. Lineage: Eukaryota; Metazoa; Chordata; Mammalia; Artiodactyla; Balaenopteridae.